Molecule: messenger RNA, 1060 nt
Organism: Anguilla rostrata (American eel)
Lineage: Eukaryota; Metazoa; Chordata; Actinopteri; Anguilliformes; Anguillidae
Product: Alpha-aspartyl dipeptidase-like
Exons: 8
Coding region: 188-913 (241 amino acids)
Biological process (GO): proteolysis
Molecular function (GO): serine-type peptidase activity
Source: RefSeq, a predicted model, not a curated record
GUCCAUCUCAGCACAAUUUGACGUUUCACUGUCAGGCGGUCUUUGAACGGCUAUUUUAAACUUGAUGCGUGAAGCAUUUUCAGAAGUGAUUUCCUGUCUUUGUCAAGACAAUUUUCGCAGAUGUAUGCGAAAUAUUAAUUUUGCUGUUAAUACUUGUCAAGUUAUUGGUCUUGAUCUGUCCUAAAAUAUGAAGAGGAGACUACUUCUUGUGUCAAACUCCACCCUACAUGGUGCCGGAGGAUAUCUGGGACACUGUCAACAACAGAUACAAGAAUUUUUCGGAGAGCAGGUGAAAAGGAUACUGUUCGUUCCUUACGCAUUGCACGACAGAGAUUCCUACGCGAAGACCGCCCGUGAGAAGCUGCAGAGUUUGGGUUAUGAGGUGGAUAGUAUUCACGAAGCUGUUGACCCAGUGGAAGCUGUGAGGAAGGCGCAGGGGAUCUUUAUCGGCGGCGGAAACACCUUCCGUCUGCUGAAAACGCUGUAUGACCACAAACUCGUGUCUGAGAUUCAGAAGCGAGUCCUGCAGGAUGGGAUACCUUACAUGGGGUCGAGCGCAGGCACCAACGUUGCAACCGUCAGCAUCAACACCACCAACGACAUGCCCAUCGUCUACCCUCCCACCCUCACCGCCAUGGGGCUGGUGCCCUUCAACAUCAACCCCCACUACCUGGACACCAACCCCGACAGCAAGCACAUGGGGGAGACGCGAGAGCAGCGAAUCCGGCAGUACCACGAGGAGCCGGACGCGCCCAGUGUGCUGGGACUGAGAGAGGGGUCGAUGCUGCUGGUGGAAGGGAACAGAGCGACCCUCCUGGGCAGCACCAAGGCCAGGCUCUUCAGCAGGGGGAAGCCAGCCACCGAGCACGAACCCGGGAGCGACCUGAGCUUCCUGCUCACAGACGGAGUAUGACCUGGAGUGCGCUCACAGGGACAAAGGGCACAGUUAAUGCAAGCUUGGGACAAUCCACCAAUCCCAAACACCUGCAGUGCAAGUAAAAUUGACAUGGAUUUUUUUUUCUGGUUAAACUGAAAUAAAUCUAUCUGUGAAAAAAAAUGU